GGGUUUCCACCACUUUUUCUACACCACCUCAAAACCGGCCCAAUCAAAAGAUCACAAAAACAUCGGCAUAUCCCCCGGUCAAGUUUUCAAUCUUGCUUUACUCUUAGCCUCUGAAUACAAACCCAUUACCUUUUCCCUCGUCUUCUCUCCUUUCUGAAAGGAUCUGAGAUUUCAAUUCCUUACCCGUCACCUUUUCCUCCCUCUUUUCUCCUUUCUAGAGGAAUCUAAAACUUCAAUUCUUCUUUGCGCCAAUACAAAUCUGAGAAAACAAAUCCAACAGUCCGUUCGUUGAAAGUCUCAAACUCCCCAUCAAAGAAUAAAUCUUCCGACUAAAAUCAUCAAUCUGCCAACAAAAUGAUUCAACAUGGUCAUCCAGCUUCGAUGGGGCGUUGUCCAUUCGUUAUUUGUUCUGCGGGUUUGUGUCCUGCUAACCGAAGCAGAGCUUUGAGAAAUAAUAAUAGUGUUGAAGCUGUCCAAGUCAAUGGAAACGCUCAGGCUGUUGACUGUGCUCAAGCUGCUGGCCAUGCUCCACUCAUUGACCUUAAUCAAUUGCCUGGCCAUGCUCAAGGCAUUAGCUAUACUAUAGCUGCUAGCUACAUAAGGGGCAGGCCAGACGCAUCAUACAGUCUCGCGCCAUUGAGCGGAAAUUUCCCUGCAGUAAGCCCAGGUUCUAGCUAUACUCAAUCUAUCAACAAUGCUAGAACCGUUAGCGGUGCUCAAGCUAACUACGAUACUCAAACUGCCGAGGUCAAUCAAACCUCUCAGGCUACUAAUGCUCCUCAAGCUACUGUAGCUGGCUUGAAUUUUUUGGCAAGCGACGGUUUCGCCAGCGGUGCCUCUACUCCACGUUCCUUUGCAGGCAGCAUCUUCAGUGCUCCACCUUCCCCUGCAGGUAGCAAUCUUACUGCCAUGAAUGACAAUAUUCGCAGACGCCCAGUCCUCCUACGUAGUCAAUUCGCGGCUCAAAAUAGAUAUGAUCUUCACCAUAGAAACCCAUAUCAUUCUAGUCUUGUCAACCAAAGUGGUCUACGUGGAAACAACGAUGAGAAUGAUGGAAAUUAUGAUGGCCAUCAUGAUAGUAAUGAGGAAGAAGAGAACAAUCUAUUUGCUAAUCAGCUCGCCAGAUUGUAUUUGGAUGAAGAUAUUAAUACUGCCAUCGCCGAAGGCAACGAUAAUGACGUAUCUUAUUUCACAAUGAGACCAGAAGAAUCUAUGGGUUUUCUUGAAGCAUCCCGAAACGACGUAGACGCCGGCAUCAACCAGCUCAAUCUUGCAAUUAAUGCAUAUGAUGGUUCCGAUACAUUGUGAUACCAAAAUUUACCACCGGUAUGGUAGAAAUAAUCCACACAAUGUCUUAGCAUAUCAGAUCUACUUCCCUCUCCUUCAUUGACAAAGAAAGAAAAAUAAACUUGAAGCUAACAUAUCAAGAUCUUAGUCUUUCGAAGCGUUGUAAUUCAUUGUUCUUUAAAUGGAUGGGCUUCGCCUGCGUACGACCUCGAUUAGCUUCCUCUCUACCACCGAUGACUCCUUUCUACUGUCGACAAUUUCUCUCUAUCACUACGGAUAACAGAAAUUCAGACCUUCAAUAUACAAAGCUUUUUGCACGAAGAGGCUUUGAGUUGAUCAACAAUGCUUCUUUUGAUAGCAUUGAGGCUCGCCCCCAGAUCAUCCGACAUUUUUGGCACUAGAAAGGAAUAGGAAUAAAUGGAAGGCUAUUUUAGGGCGAUACCUCAGUCAAGACGCCUGUCAUAAUUACCUUUAGGAUAUUCGAAUCCUUGAUGACUUCGAUGUGUCAUCCAGUACAGUUAUUUGCGCUAUGAUUUUUGUGCGAUGUAAGUUAGGUCCUCACACCUUCUACCACUUGGAUAGUUAGGAGUAUGUGAUACCCAGCUAUACUGCAAUUAUAGUUUUUGUAUUCUUUUAUUCUUGUCUACGACUCUUUUUCUUCUUUACUCCAGCUUCAAGCGGUACGAUUUAGCCACUCGCUUCUUUUUCCUCUAUAGGAUAUAAGAGCGUGCGAUACCUAAUGAUUUUACUAUCACGACUUUUUGAUGAGAUACGGAAAUACUAUCAUCUAAGCCUAAAUACCACAUGAUUCAUGAUCAUAACUCUCCUUUGAUUUAUUAUUUUGGUACAUCAGUUUGGGUGUUAUUUAGGGACAUUAUUUUGGCAUAUUAUUUUGGGGUGUUACUUAAGGACAUCAUUUGAUAGGAGCAGAUUAUUUGUCAUUUUGUUAUCGAGUGUUGCGUGCGAAAAUUCUGUAUUACGAAAAAGAUAAAGGCGACCGGUGGGAUAGGAAAAGGUUUUGAAUAUUCCUUUUGGAGAAAUCA
This is a messenger RNA of Botrytis cinerea B05.10, 2330 nucleotides long. RefSeq lists its product as hypothetical. NCBI's taxonomy places the organism in Eukaryota, Fungi, Ascomycota, Leotiomycetes, Helotiales, Sclerotiniaceae. The coding region runs from base 355 to 1308 and encodes 317 amino acids. The transcript is spliced from 3 exons. The record is from RefSeq and is a predicted model, not a curated record.